Messenger RNA from Diceros bicornis minor, 2866 nucleotides. RefSeq names its product solute carrier family 6 member 7 (gene SLC6A7). Lineage: Eukaryota; Metazoa; Chordata; Mammalia; Perissodactyla; Rhinocerotidae. The coding region runs from base 206 to 2116 and encodes 636 amino acids. Gene Ontology annotation, biological process: sodium ion transmembrane transport. Gene Ontology annotation, molecular function: L-proline transmembrane transporter activity. The record is from RefSeq and is a predicted model, not a curated record. The transcript has 14 exons. Gene Ontology annotation, cellular component: membrane.
GGCAGGGCGUUCGCAGCGCCCGGCCCGCGCCCCACGCCCGCAGCCGACAGACGGCAGCGCCUGCGCCCGCGCCCCCCAGCCGGUGCGCGGGAGCCGCGGGGGCAAAGGCGCGGCGGCCGGCCGGCGGCACAUCUCUUGCUCCCUCGCUCGCUCUCUGCGCUGAAGGGAAGCUAAGCCCAGAAGCCCCAGCAACCCGCCUUCCAAGAUGAAGAAGCUCCAGGGAGCUCACCUCCGCAAGCCUGUCACCCCAGACCUACUCAUGACCCCCAGUGACCAGGGAGAUGUAGACCUGGACAUGGACUUUGCUGCGGACCGGGGGAACUGGACAGGCAAGCUGGACUUCCUGCUGUCUUGCAUUGGCUACUGUGUGGGCCUAGGGAACGUCUGGCGCUUCCCCUAUCGAGCUUACACCAACGGAGGAGGCGCCUUCCUCGUGCCCUACUUCCUCAUGCUGGCCAUCUGCGGCAUCCCCCUCUUCUUCCUCGAGCUCUCCCUGGGCCAAUUCUCCAGCCUGGGGCCCCUGGCCGUCUGGAAAAUCAGCCCCCUCUUCAAAGGUGCCGGCGCAGCCAUGCUGCUCAUCGUAGGCCUGGUGGCCAUCUACUACAACAUGAUCAUCGCCUACGUCCUCUUCUACCUCUUCGCCUCCCUCACCAGCAGCCUGCCCUGGGAGCACUGCGGCAACUGGUGGAACACGGACCUCUGCCUUGAGCACAGAGGCUCCCAGAAUGGCAACGGGGCCCUGCCCCUCAACCUCACCAGCACCGUCAGCCCCAGCGAGGAGUACUGGAGCCGCUAUGUUCUCCACAUCCAAGGGAGCCGGGGCAUCGGCAGCCCCGGGGGGAUCCGCUGGAACCUCUGCCUCUGCCUGCUGCUCGCCUGGGUCAUCGUGUUCCUCUGUAUCCUCAAGGGUGUGAAGUCCUCAGGCAAGGUGGUGUAUUUCACGGCCACGUUCCCCUACCUCAUCCUGCUCAUGCUGCUGGUCCGCGGAGUCACGCUCCCAGGGGCCUGGAAGGGCAUCCAGUUCUAUCUCACCCCACAGUUCCACCACCUGUUGUCUUCUAAGGUGUGGAUCGAAGCUGCUCUUCAGAUCUUCUACUCUCUGGGUGUGGGCUUCGGGGGUCUUCUCACCUUUGCCUCCUACAACACGUUUCACCAGAACAUCUAUAGAGACACCUUUAUCGUCACUCUGGGCAACGCUAUCACCAGCAUCCUGGCUGGCUUUGCCAUCUUCUCCGUGCUAGGCUACAUGUCUCAAGAGCUGGGUGUGCCUGUGGACCAAGUAGCCAAAGCAGGCCCUGGCCUGGCCUUUGUCGUCUACCCGCAGGCCAUGACCAUGCUGCCUCUGUCGCCCUUCUGGUCCUUCCUCUUCUUCUUCAUGCUACUGACUCUCGGCUUGGACAGCCAGUUUGCCUUUCUGGAGACCAUUGUGACAGCUGUAACGGACGAGUUCCCAUACUACCUGCGGCCCAAGAAGGCCGUGUUCUCGGGGCUCAUCUGCGUGGCCAUGUACCUGAUGGGGCUGGUCCUUACCACCGACGGGGGCAUGUACUGGCUGGUCCUUCUGGAUGACUACAGUGCCAGCUUCGGGCUAAUGGUGGUGGUGAUCACCACGUGCCUCGCCGUCACCCGGGUGUACGGCAUCCAGAGGUUCUGCCGGGACAUCCACAUGAUGCUGGGCUUCAAGCCGGGCCUCUACUUCAGGGCCUGCUGGCUGUUCCUGUCCCCUGCCACGCUCCUGGCCCUGCUGGUGUAUAGCAUCGUCAAGUACCAGCCCUCAGAGUAUGGCAGCUACCGCUUCCCAGCCUGGGCGGAACUGCUGGGCAUCCUGAUGGGCCUGCUGUCCUGCCUCAUGAUCCCCGCCGGCAUGCUGGUGGCUGUGCUUCGAGAGGAGGGCUCGCUCUGGGAGCGACUCCAGCAGGCCAGCCGGCCGGCCAUGGACUGGGGACCGUCGCUGGAGGAGAACCGGACGGGCAUGUACGUGGCCACGCUGGCCGGGAGCCAGUCGCCCAAGCCGCUGAUGGUGCACAUGCGCAAGUAUGGGGGCAUCACCAGCUUCGAGAACACGGCCAUCGAGGUGGACCGCGAGAUUGCCGAGGAGGAGGAGUCCAUGAUGUGAAGCAGGAGGCAGGUGGACAGGAGGCCCUGCCUGGGCCGCAAAGGGCAGCCGCGCCCUCUGGGGUUCUGAGAGGCCCGAGGUUGCCAGAGGUUGCCGUGGUGAUGCUGGUCCCCCAUACAAGUCCCUCCUUGUGGCCUCUGCCUCUCCGGAAACCUCUGUCUACCCCCUCCACACACACAGACCACAGACCCAUUCAAAGCUGAGAAUGGUCCAGCUCAGCUCUCACUUUGCAGAUGGACAGACUGAGGAGGCACUUGCCCAAGGUCACAUGGCAGAGGGGACUGGACCCCAGGCCUCCUGACCAAGCAGCUCCCUUUCUCGUGUGGCAGCUCGCACCACCCUCUCAACUCUCUUCAGGGCCCAGACCCAUCCCUUUCCUCUGGGAGCCUGCCCCGCACACUUCAGCACAGCCGGAAUCUCGAGCUGGAGGACGACUCCGGGCAUCAUGAGGCCCACGUGGCCCUGGGCAUCAAGAGUUAGCAAGUCAAGUGGGAGACAGAUCUCUGUGGGUUCAUGUGCCCAGGCCAUGUUCCCUGAAGUAAGUGGCACCUGAGGGCCCAGGAGGAUGGAGAGAGAAGAAAAGGAGGGCAGGAUGGGGAGGAGCUGUCCUGGCCAAGGUGUGGAGGUCAGAAUGUAGCCCCCUCCUCCUCCCCUGGGGCCAGGAGGAGGCCUGGGGCGGAGGGGAAGGGCUCAGGGCUCGGGAGCAGGGAGGGUGGCGGGAGAAGCGGGUGUUACCAGGUUACAACAGGG